This is a messenger RNA of Fusarium coffeatum, 681 nucleotides long. RefSeq lists its product as uncharacterized. The transcript is spliced from 3 exons. NCBI's taxonomy places the organism in Eukaryota, Fungi, Ascomycota, Sordariomycetes, Hypocreales, Nectriaceae. The coding region runs from base 1 to 681 and encodes 226 amino acids. Gene Ontology annotation, cellular component: nucleolar ribonuclease P complex; cytosol; ribonuclease MRP complex. The record is from RefSeq and is a predicted model, not a curated record. Gene Ontology annotation, molecular function: ribonuclease MRP activity. Gene Ontology annotation, biological process: intronic box C/D snoRNA processing; nuclear-transcribed mRNA catabolic process, RNase MRP-dependent; tRNA processing.
AUGUCUGCUUCAGCUACCCAAGGCGGCCGUAAGAGAGUUGUUCACCAACUUGACACUCCCUUUUCUACUGUUUCUUGGCCCGAUGUCUCAGCAGAAGAUCAAGACACUAUACUGGAGCUCCUGUGCGACAAGCGAUCAGAGGGUAAGCGUGCAGCACAAUUGGCGAAAGAAACCAAGAAGACAGGGGAUGGUCUAGAGCAACCUGCUGUGCCGCCAAUGCCCGAGAUUGAGGCCAAUAUAGAUGUCGGACUCAAUUCGAUCACCAGGAAUUUCCAGUCUUGGUCGUCCAAGGAUAACAACUCUAUAGAAAACGAAGCCAAAAGGCUGUAUUCUAUGGUUUUCGUAGCGCGAGGCAAUCAGGCUUCGACAUUCAACUGCCAUUUUCCGCAAAUGAUUGGGACUGCAACAAAUCAACUUCCUGAUGACGGCCAGAUUCGCCUGGUUGGAUUUUCAAAGCCAUGUUCAGAGCGCCUGAGCGCCUGCUUGGGAGUUCCCAGAGUGUCAUCUAUAGCCAUUGUCAAGGAUGCUCCUGGAGCCGGGGCGUUGCAGGAGUUUGUUCGGAAGACAGUGGCAAAAGUGGAAACAUCAUGGCUGAAUGCAUCUUCAAGCACACAGUAUCUUGCUCCCAAGAUCAACGCUAUUGAGACUACAGUUGGACCCAAACGUGCACGGAUUGAAUAG